This is a messenger RNA of Fusarium vanettenii 77-13-4, 339 nucleotides long. RefSeq lists its product as uncharacterized. The record is from RefSeq and is a predicted model, not a curated record. Bases 1 to 339 code for a protein of 112 amino acids. Lineage: Eukaryota; Fungi; Ascomycota; Sordariomycetes; Hypocreales; Nectriaceae. The transcript is spliced from 3 exons.
AUGCACAAGUACCUCCACGUGGCAAAAGCGGCUCCCGCAGACCUCGAUGCACGGUGCCACAGAUCCUUCAUCAAUGGGCGUGUGGCUGCCCAAGUCACGGCUAUCCGCAACCAGCUCAACCAGCAGGUUCGGAUACAUGCCAUCUGUCUGACCUUCAGUUCGUCUGGUGUCCAGUACCUGCGCAUGGUAACUGCAGUCGACCCGGAAUGGCUCAUAGACCGUGAGUUCUUCCGCGACGAAAACAUCCCUCGGAACUGGCACGGAGAUUACCGUAACCGCAAGGUCAAGGAAUCUUUCGAUCGCGCAAGAGCUGCUCAAGCUUCGAGACAAGCAUCAUAG